UAAUCAUUCUUGUUCUUUCUUCGUUCACGGCUUAUUUUUUGGUUACGCAGUGCAAAUAUUUAAAUGAAAUAUUUAAUUCAAUAAUUUUAACUUAAGUGAUAUUAAAAAACGAUAACCAUGAAUAAUUUAACUAAACAAUUAGUGCGUCUUUCGGUCACUCAAUUAAAUUUGUUAAAUGGCAACAAAUUAGUAAAUUUUGCUGCUCCACUAGUAGCGGCCGGUCUGCACACGACUUCUAGUGUGUCAGCUCGUUACAAUAAACACAAUACAGGACCACAGAAGUGGUUGCAAUACAAUAAAGUUGUUCACCCGCCACAACAACCAGAUGAGGAACCCCGUAAAGCGUACGUUUGUCAUAUGCGCACCAACAUCAAAUACAGUCCCGAUAAAAUGUGGUACAUUGCCUCCUUUGUCAGAGGCAUGUCUGUCGAUGAGGCCUUAAAACAACUUAGUUUUGUUUUAAAGAAAGGAGCCGUAGAUGUUAAAGAAGUCAUACAAGAAGCUAUCGAAAUGGCCCAAAAAAGCCAUAAUGUUGAGUACAAAAGUAACUUAUGGAUUGCUGAAUCGUUUGUAGGUAAAGGUCGCGUUUUUAAGGGCUUCAGACGUCAUGGCCGUGGUCGUGUUGGUGUUGUUGAAUAUAAAUAUUGUCAUUAUUUUGUACGUUUAGAGGAGGGUGAGCCACCAAAGAAUUACUAUUUGCCCAAUCCUCAAACACCUUCGGAACAAUUUGAGAAUUGGUUGGAUCAAAUGCGCAAACGCAAGGUUAUCAAUUCCUUGUAAAUUGUUUUUUCUUUUGGAAUUUUGUUUAAAAAUAAAUUUGAUAAAUUAUGAAAAUUAUGA
This is a messenger RNA of Lucilia cuprina (Australian sheep blowfly), 840 nucleotides long. It is a transcript of the gene mRpL22, whose product is annotated as 39S ribosomal protein L22, mitochondrial. Gene Ontology annotation, biological process: ribosome assembly; translation. Gene Ontology annotation, cellular component: mitochondrial large ribosomal subunit; ribosome. NCBI's taxonomy places the organism in Eukaryota, Metazoa, Arthropoda, Insecta, Diptera, Calliphoridae. Gene Ontology annotation, molecular function: structural constituent of ribosome. The record is from RefSeq and is a predicted model, not a curated record. The coding region runs from base 118 to 780 and encodes 220 amino acids. The transcript has 3 exons.